This is a messenger RNA of Pleurotus ostreatus (oyster mushroom), 1524 nucleotides long. RefSeq lists its product as uncharacterized. Gene Ontology annotation, molecular function: manganese ion transmembrane transporter activity; cadmium ion transmembrane transporter activity. NCBI's taxonomy places the organism in Eukaryota, Fungi, Basidiomycota, Agaricomycetes, Agaricales, Pleurotaceae. The record is from RefSeq and is a predicted model, not a curated record. Gene Ontology annotation, cellular component: membrane. Gene Ontology annotation, biological process: iron ion transport; intracellular manganese ion homeostasis. Bases 1 to 1524 code for a protein of 507 amino acids. The transcript has 10 exons.
AUGCCCACUCACAGCGAAACCGCGUCCACCGCAGAAUCGCAGAAACACUGGUCUUCCCGUCUCAAAACCACCGGGCUAACGAUAUACCACCAUUUCAGAAAACAUACCGGCGUCGGGAUAGUUUGCGCUGUCGCAUACUUUGAUCCGGGUAAUUGGGGAGUCGAUCUUCAGGCGGGAUCGCAAUUCGGAUACAAACUCCUAUUUGUCGUUUUGCUAGCGGGUUUGUUUGCUGUCUUCCUCCAGGUAUUGGCAAGUAGGCUGGGUUGUGUAACUGGUCUCGAUCUUGCUUCCCAUUGUCGGUUACUACUGCACGAUCGACCGAAACACACGAAACUAUGGCGCUGGUUGGCCCUCUACCCUUUGUACCUCCUCGCGGAGGUCGCCAUUAUAUCUACUGAUUUGGCGGAAUUGCUUGGAUCGGCCAUUGCAUUGUGCAUGCUGUUCCCCGCCUUGGAGCUUUGGCAUGGCGUACUUCUCACUGGAUUCGAUGUCUUGAUCAUCCUAGCAAUGGGUGACCCGCUGCGUGGCAAACCCGUCAGGAUGUUCGAGUUCUUGAUUGCUGGCAUGGUUCUCGCAGUUCUGAUUUGCAUGGCGAUUAUCAUUAGCAAGGUCGAUGUUGACUGGGCAGAGGCUUUCCAUGGUUACGUGCCUUCCAAAUACAUAUUCCAGAGCGGUGGAUUAUACACAUCCGUUGGUAUCAUCGGGGCUACAGUGAUGCCACACAGUCUCUUCCUAGGGUCCGCGCUGGCGACACAGGAUAGGAUAUCGGCCCUUCCCCCCACGCAGCCGGAGGAGAAGCUCGUCAAAACGCACGCGGAUAGACUUAACCGUCCGCUCCCUUUUGUAACCGCUCACCUCAAGCACGGGAUCUUUGACAUUGUAGCAAGUUUACUUGGCUUUGCUGUCUUGAUCAAUUCGCUUAUAUUAAUCCUCGCCGCCGCCGUUUUCUUCUAUGGCCACGGGGGCUCAGGCAAAGACGCCGCCAGUCUUUUUGACGCUUAUGAUGUUAUUAGAGACUUUGUUGGCAAGCCGGCCGCGACACUGUUCGCACUAGCUCUUCUCGCUGCAGGUCAAAGUUCUUCUCUGAUCGCCACCGUUGCUGGGCAGGCUGUUUCAGAAGGCUUCCUUCAAUGGAGAGUCUCCCCAAUCCUUAGAAGAUUUCUCACUCGGCUAAUUGCCAUCAUCCCAUCAAUGGUUGUGGCUAUCGCGGCAGGCCGCAAAGGCGUGGACGACCUCCUAGUGAUUUCGCAAGUUGUGCUAUCCAUCGUUCUCCCCUUCAUCACCUUCCCGCUCAUAUUCUUGACUUCGUCCAAGUCCAUUAUGUCGGUCAGACAUCCGGCGGAGCGCAUAGAGCCGGUAAACGAUGAUGGAGGAGCGGUGAGGAACGACGCGGAGGGCGGUGAGAAGACUGUGGAUUUCAGCAGCGGGAUAAUAACGACGAGCGUGGGUGCGGCGAUAUGGCUAGUCGUUAUGUCCGCUAACAUGUAUGUGAUUGUGUCCUUGGCUAUGGGCACGGCGACGUAG